AUGGCAAUAUUUCAAACUCAACAAGUACAGCAAGCUCGAUUAGUGAAGAGACAACGUCAACAGCAUCGGGCUCGAAGCGCCGCAUGCCAACAGUUGGUGGUCGACCAAAGCCAAAGAAAGAACGGAGAUCGUAGGCAAACCCAUGAGUCGCUCAUUGUAUUCCAUUAUUUCCAUUCAUCAUUGUUUUGUUAUCUCGUCAAUACAUGCCUUUAUAAUCACAAACCUGGAUCCUUUGAGACACGAACAGGCUGGAUCUGA
Messenger RNA from Laccaria bicolor S238N-H82, 258 nucleotides. RefSeq lists its product as uncharacterized. The record is from RefSeq and is a predicted model, not a curated record. Bases 1 to 258 code for a protein of 85 amino acids. The transcript has a single exon. NCBI's taxonomy places the organism in Eukaryota, Fungi, Basidiomycota, Agaricomycetes, Agaricales, Hydnangiaceae.